Neohortaea acidophila is the source of this 480-nucleotide messenger RNA. RefSeq lists its product as uncharacterized. Lineage: Eukaryota; Fungi; Ascomycota; Dothideomycetes; Mycosphaerellales; Teratosphaeriaceae. The coding region runs from base 115 to 435 and encodes 106 amino acids. The transcript has a single exon. The record is from RefSeq and is a predicted model, not a curated record.
GUGUCUUCCAAACUCGCCAAGAAUCCGAGUCAGUCAGGGGUGCAAAAGUGUCCUGCGGAACACUAAUCCGCCGGGGCUGAUGUGUAGCCUCGGUGAGCCUCCCGAACGUGUUGGAUGAUUGCUGAUCGUUCUUAUCGAUCAGCUCCCACCCGCAAACCCGCACGCCCGAGGAUCUCUCUAACCCUCAUUCACCUCGCUCCCAGCUUCGCCAUUCUAGCAGACUCGCAUACGCUGCACGUGUCGGGGCAUCUAAGUGGUGCACGUGACCAUGUUGCUGGUCCAAGUGAUAUGAACAUGCCAUUCAUAUACAUGGCUGCGAUUGGAUUGCGCAUGUGUUUAUCUGGCGUAAUCUUUGUUAACCCACCUUGCCCCGAUCGAUUGGCUGCUGGAUGGCUGCCCAUGAUCGAGAGUGCAAGAUUGCAAGCGUCACGGUAGGAUAUGACUAGGCCACACAGAACGGCGAGUCUGUCCCACGACCGC